Molecule: messenger RNA, 1005 nt
Organism: Acomys russatus (golden spiny mouse)
Lineage: Eukaryota; Metazoa; Chordata; Mammalia; Rodentia; Muridae
Gene: Lhpp
Product: phospholysine phosphohistidine inorganic pyrophosphate phosphatase
Exons: 7
Coding region: 65-841 (258 amino acids)
Biological process (GO): dephosphorylation
Cellular component (GO): cytosol
Molecular function (GO): inorganic diphosphate phosphatase activity; phosphatase activity
Source: RefSeq, a predicted model, not a curated record
UGGAAGGCGUGGCUGCUGGAUACGGGCGGCAGCAACGCCGGGUUCGGGUGUACAACAGGACGCGAUGGCUGCGUGGGCCGAGCGGCUGGCAGGCGUACGGGGGGUGCUGCUUGACAUCUCCGGCGUGUUGUAUGACAGCGGGGAAGGCGGUGGAGCCGCCAUUGCGGGCUCCGUGGAGGCGGUGGCGAGACUGAAGCAGUCGCCGCUCAAGGUGAGAUUCUGUACCAAUGAGUCCCAGAAGUCCAGGAGAGAGCUGGUGCAGCUGCUUCAGCGGCUGGGAUUUGACAUCUCAGAAGGAGAGGUGACUGCCCCUGCACCAGCCACCUGCCAGAUCCUGAAAGAGCGAGGCCUGCGGCCGCACCUGCUCAUCCAUGAUGGAGUCUGCUCAGAAUUUGAUGACGUUGACAAGUCCAACCCAAACUGUGUGGUGAUUGCGGAUGCUGGUGAAGGCUUUUCCUAUCAGAACAUGAACAGAGCCUUCCAGGUGCUCAUGGAGCUGGAAAAGCCUGUGCUCAUAUCACUGGGGAAAGGGCGCUACUACAAGGAGACCUCCGGCCUGAUGCUGGAUGUUGGAUGCUACAUGAAAGCACUCGAGUACGCCUGUGGUAUCGAGGCUGAAGUGGUGGGGAAGCCCUCCCCUGAGUUCUUCCGGUCUGCCCUACAAGCCAUAGGGGUGGAAGCCCACCAGGCCAUCAUGAUUGGUGAUGACAUCGUGGGUGACGUUGGCGGUGCCCAGCAGUGUGGAAUGAGGGCAUUGCAGGUGCGGACUGGCAAGUUCAGGGCAGGACUUGUUUGUCAAGAGGCAGCUCCUCCUUCGCUAGCUUGGAGGAUGGUGAAAUAAGAAUCUUAAUUGUGGGGCUGGAGAGAUGGCUCAGUGGUUAAGAGCACUGGCUGCUCUUCCAGAGGUCCUGAGUUCAAUUCCCAGCAACCACAUAGUGGUUCACAGCCCAUUCUGAUGUGCAUGAAGACAGUGCGCUCAUACACAUAAAAUACAUGGAUUAAAAA